AUGUCGAACAUUGGUGGCAUUGCCUCGGCCAUAUCCUGGUCUCCCACGUCCACCACCUCAAGCUCGUCUUCGGCGUGGUCUGGUCCCAGGCACGCGAACCAGAGCUGGUGUGGAUCGGCGCCCGCUAUUAAGCCGGGCAUGAGGGACAGGCCCGGGUUUCCUGCAGUGGCGACUCCAUUCGCUUGCCUGGAGAUCAGAUCAGACUAUGAUAAGAACAAGAUCCUGCACUACACUCUGCAGGGGCCCGGGGCCAACGAAGAACCACUGAACCGGUUUACUGUGGAUCAGCACACUGGCCUGGUGUAUAUCCAAGGAACACUGGACCGAGAGGAGAAGGAAACUUAUAUUCUGACUGGAUUGGCUUUAUUUAGCAACGGCAGUGUGGCUGAAGGCACUCUGGUUGGCGUUGUAAAAGCUACUGAUGCAGACAAGGCUAACUAUUACCAUUCAAAGAUUGCCUACAGUAUUGAGAAGCAGGAGCCCUCUGAUGGCAGAGACCUCUUCUACAUAGACAGAGAAAGUGGAACCAUCUACGUCAAAGAAAACACCACAGACAGAGAGAAACAAAGCUCCUAUAUUCUAACAGUGAAAGGAAUUGAUAUGGACGGAGCUCCAAGAGGCAACACAGCCACCGCAACUAUAUAUAUCCGAGUACUGGAUAUAAAUGAUAACCCACCCAAGCUGGAAAAAUACGAGUAUGCAUGUAGCAUUGUGGAGAACACAGCCGAUGUGGAGGUCAUGAGGUUUAAAACGCUGGAUGCUGAUGAGGAGAGAACUGACAACUGGCUGGCUGUUUUUGAUAUUGUCACUGGAAAUGAAGACGGGAUAUUCAGCAUAAAGACUGAUCCCCACACCAACGAAGGGAUUCUGUUGCUUGUAAAGCCUGUUGAUUUUGAGGCAAAUCCUGAUAUCCACCUGGGAGUUGCAGUUUCCAAUGUUGCCCCAAAUGAAGGGGAUUGGGGUGGUGAUGAGGGGGGUCAAGGAGGAGGAGGUGCCGGAGGUGGAGGAGGAGGUGGAGGUGGAGGAGGUGCGGGUGCGGGUGCGGGUGCGGGUGGAGGUGGAGGAGGAGGUGCAACUGGGGCAACUGGCUUUAAACUUUACCCCGUGAACAUCGCAGUAUUGAAUGAGAUUGAAGGGGUCGCCUUUAAACCCUCAGUGAAGCCUGUCUCUGUGUCUGAGAACCCGAAGGAGAAUCCACUGAAGGAGGUGAUCGCUGUCUACACAGCCACUGACGUUGACACUGAAAAGCCUGCUAAAAAUGUUCGAUAUGCCAAAGGCUACGAUCCGGAGAACUGGCUGCUGAUUGACUCAGAGACAGCAGAGAUUAGACUUCAGAAGGCCCCAGACAGAGAGUCCCCGUACUUGGUUAAUGGAACUUACUAUGCUAAAAUACUGAGUAUGACUGAAGACAACCCUCCUAAGAUGAGCACCGGAACAAUAGCAUUGCAGGUGGGAGAUGUAAAUGAUAACUGCCCAACACUGACCAAGCAAAAAGAGCACAUCUGCUCGGACACUGAAAUACUUACCGUCACGGCAGUGGAUUCCGAUGGAGACCCAAACUCAGCCCCUUUCAACUUCCUUGUUGUGUCUGGGAAAAGCCAGGGGGAGUGGAGGGUUGAACCUUUAAAUGGUACCAGUACGUCCCUCAGGACUCUGAAAGCACUCUGGCCGGGUCACUACCAGGUUGUCUUCAUUAUCGAGGACCAGCAGGGCCUCGUCUGCCCAGACCCUCAGUACCUGGACCUGCACGAUGUCCCUCUGCUCAGAUCUCCAGUUCAUAGGUCGCAUCCUGCCAUAUAUUCUGUAUGGGCCAGCAACGCAGAUUUCAACACCACAGCAAACACUGCAAUGUCCUUUGUGAAGAUGGGCACAGCUAACAAAACAUAUAAUUCUUCAUGCUGGGUCGACAUGGGCCACCGGGACAGCAGGCUCUUGGAGAGCCAGAGGGAGGAAUACUCAAUGUUUCAGAAUGAAGCAUUGGAUGGCAUUGCCCUCUCUGAUGUGUUUCUGCAUCAGUACUACUCUGAGAAGGCGAGCUGUAUAGCAGAAAAGCAGGCAGCGAGUGAUUGUCUUUUGGAGUAUGACUACGAGGGUCGGGGCUCCUCUGCUGGCUCAGUGAGCUGCUGCAGCCCCCUGGAGUCUGACAAUGAUCUGCACUUCCUCGAUGACCUCGAAUCAAAGUUCAAGACCCUGGCUGAGAUCUGUUCUCCACCGAAACCUCCAACAACUCUGAUACAUCAAAGCAUUGUCCCCCCAGAGGUGGAUACAAUUGACCACGUAGCAGGGCUCUCAUUGGAGAUUAAAGCCAACAACUUAUGUGGCAAGAGUCUAGAGCGCAAUCAAGAUGUCGGUAUCAGUCAGUCCACGGAUGUCGUGAGAUCUCACCGAGCUUCCACCGGCAGCAUGCAUGGGCAAACAUCCAACAGUGUCAUGGGAUUCAAUGGAACAGCUUCCAGCAGUCAGCAUAGGCUGUCGUCACACAGCAUCCAAUGGCAGCCUCAGUCACCUCUUGUUAGUCCUGUUAGCUUGCUGCCCUCUCCUGUUCAGGUAAUCGUACCACAGCAGCAGCAGCAGCCUGUCUACUACAUCAGCUCCACUGUGAUGCAGCCGAUGAACUACAUAGUUCAACCACAGCUGCAGAGCACCAUGCUGCUGGCUGAAGUUCCUGUCAGCAGCCUGCAGACCAUGAUUCUGUACGAGGGGAACACUGCUGGGUCCCUACCUCUUGGUACAAACAAGAGGCGACAGAGUGGCAGAGUAGGACCAGGGAGAGGGGACAUGGCGAAGGUCUCAUGUCCCAGGAAAGAAGAUGGGUGUCAGCAGGAUGUGUCUUAUAAUCAGAAGGUGGAGUCAGGACAAAGCAGUUUAAUGUUGGGAUACUAA
Molecule: messenger RNA, 2883 nt
Organism: Trematomus bernacchii (emerald rockcod)
Lineage: Eukaryota; Metazoa; Chordata; Actinopteri; Perciformes; Nototheniidae
Product: desmoglein-2-like
Exons: 13
Coding region: 1-2883 (960 amino acids)
Biological process (GO): homophilic cell-cell adhesion
Cellular component (GO): desmosome; plasma membrane
Molecular function (GO): calcium ion binding
Source: RefSeq, a predicted model, not a curated record